UCCACCACAGUAAAACAACCACCAAACAACAAAGCCAUCAAAAUGUUCAAAUACUUCGCUCUCGUUUUCGUCGCGCUCUUCGCCUUCGCCGCUGCCGAGCCUAAACCCGCUGUGGUAGCAGCACCAUUGGCCUACUCAGCUUACUCAGCUCCUCUGGUCGCCUCCCCCUACUCCGCUGCCUAUGCUGCCCCAUACGCCGCUUAUGCCGCCGCUCCCUAUGCCGCCUACGCUUCACCCUAUGCUGGCUACUCCGCUUACCCAUACAGCGCCGCCUAUGUGCUCCGCAAUCUCAUUUGUAGCGCAAUAUUAAACUUAAGUCAACGCAGCACGCUCCGCUUAAACAAUUUAAAAAAGAUGUUCAAAUUCUUUGGCCUGUGUUGUUUCGCGCUUUUCGCUCUGGUGGCCGCCAAGCCCAGCAUUAUCGCUCCAGUGGUCAGCUACUCGACGUCUCUGGUUGGCACUCCGUUUGCUGCCACCUACACUUCGCCCUACGCCGCCUACGCUCCUUAUGCCGCUGCUUAUGCUCCCUACUCGGCCUAUUCGCCUUACUACAGCGCAUACUCCACCUACCCUUACGGUUCGAUAUGGCUCAGGAAGUGAGCUACUGCAUGGUUACGAUCAAAAUGUAUUGUUUACAGUAUUAUUUCAACUUAUUUUAAAAUUCCCAAAUAAAAACGAG
Molecule: messenger RNA, 679 nt
Organism: Bactrocera neohumeralis
Lineage: Eukaryota; Metazoa; Arthropoda; Insecta; Diptera; Tephritidae
Product: cuticle protein 16.5-like
Exons: 4
Coding region: 43-600 (185 amino acids)
Source: RefSeq, a predicted model, not a curated record